CCUGACUGAAUAAGUCGAUUUUUUAAAAAAGCUUUAUACUUCAACUAUGCCUUUUUAUCACAAUGAGAAAUUUGCUUAAAGUGUGAUUCGAAAACUUUAUUGAAAUAUUAUGGAUUUUUACAAAUUCGACUUUUAAGUCAAGGUAGAAAUUCAAAAUGGCUGUGAACGUUCGUGGGUGUUAUUUCCAUGUAAGAACCAUGUAGUUUCAUUUGUAUUUUCUGCGACAGACUUAAUUUGUCCGUUUUGACGCAAAGGUGGGCGAUUAUAUCAUUGAAUAGCAGGUGCCCGGUCGCUUACACCAUAAUUUGUCGCUUGUAUCAAUGAAAAAUUUAACGUCAAAGCAAGAAAUAACUCAAAAGUCAAGGCAGAUUCCCAUCAGUUUAUAUAAUAUGAUAUACAAUCUUUAGUUUCGAUAAGAAUGUACCCAAAGUAAAUGGGCUAAGGAUUUAACUUAUCGAUAUAUUGGUCCUGUUGGACCGAAUCAAUUGAUCAUGGCUAGCUUAAAUAACGAAAAUGAAAGGCUUCUCCAAAAUGAUGAUGGCGAUGAAAAUUUUUAUGAUGAAUCGAGCAGCCCUACUUUCAAUCAAGAUUACCAACAAUCCCCAUCUAGACCAAGACAUGUUGAAGGUCUCUAUACUUAUGAGGAGGGAAUAUCUCAAACAGGGUAUGGAAAAUUCCACGUAUUUUUGGUGUUAUUGUGUGGCUGGGCAGUGUCCAGUGAUGCCGUAGAAGUUUUGUCCGUUUCAUUUUUAAUUCCAUCAGCUUCAUGUUCAAAUGACUUAAAUUUAUCAUCUUCUGAUAAAGGAUGGCUCAAUGCUAUUGUUUUCGUUGGUAUGAUGGUUGGGGGGUAUUUUUGGGGAUCACUAGCUGAUAGUGUUGGUAGACGGUCAGUAUUGAUGUGGUCAUUAAGUCUUAAUGGUAUUGGAGCCUUAUUAUCUAGUACCUCUCAAGUCUUUUGGUUAUUUCUAUUGUUCAGAUUAAUAAGUGGUAUUGGUGUUGGUGGAAGUAUACCUGUAAUAUUUACAUAUUUUGUUGAAUUUCAACCUAAAAAUAAGCGUGGUGGUAUGAUUAGUUUAUUAGCAACAUUUUGGAUGGGAGGGAAUAUAUUGGCAGCAGGUCUGGCAUGGUUAAUUGUUCCACAUGAAAACUUUGGUUAUUCCUCGCCUUCAUUCUUGUAUAAUAGUUGGAGAAUAUUUGUAGCAUUCUGUACCAUUCCAAGUUUUACUUCAGCAGCCAUUUUCUUUAUCAUGCCUGAAAGUCCAAAAUUUUUACUUCAGAAAGGAAAAGAAAUUGAUGCCAUCCAUGUUUUAAAAAGAAUCCAUCAUCAAAAUAAACAUAGGAAUCAAUUUACUACACCACUAACAGAACAGCUAACUGUGUUCAUUGUUGAUAGACACCACUUUACAGAACAGCUACCUCUGUUCAUUCUUUUAUCCACUACCCUGAGACUCUUUCAUAAAGAUCUAAGAAGACAAACUAUAAUUUUGAUUAUCAUAAACUUUACUUUAUCUUUUGGGUAUUAUGGGUUGUUUAUGUGGUUUCCAGAGUUAUUUAACAGAAUAGAUAAAUAUGGUGGAACGCCUUGUGAUCCUGGUUUAAUAAAUUCAACACUAAACACUACCACUGACAAUUCUUGCCAUCCUCCAACUAAUUGGGUAUUUUUCGCAGGCUUUAUGACAGCUUUAUCAAACCUUCCAGCCAAUAUAUUCACUAUAUUUUGUAUGGAUAGACUUGGAAGAAAAUACUUAUUGGCCUCUAGUAUGGUGUUAUCUGGUAUUUGUGUAUUUUUUAUAUGGUUUGUAAGAACUAAAGUAGAGAAUUUAAUAAUGUCCUGUUUAUUUGGUCUUGUUUCCACUGUUGGCUGGAACUCACUGGAUGUUCUUUCAGCUGAACUCUUCCCAACUGAAGUCAGAUCUACAGGAUUCGGUGUUCAGCAAGCCUUUGCCAGAGUAGGUGCUAUUUUGGGUAAUGUUAUAUUUGGAGAGUUAUUAGAUGUUCACUGUGCUAUACCAAUGUUAUUAGUGGCAGCUUUAUUGGCGUUUGGUGGAUUAUCUUCAUUAAAACUGCCUAAUACAGCUGAAAUUGAUAUCCAUUAGAGAUGUGUUGUUAUGAUCAUAUAUAUUUUUACUUUCUGUGAUAAAAAAAGCUAUAUGAUGUUUCUCAAGGACUCUCAAAAUGUGAUAACAUCACCGCAAGUGAAUUUAAACAUUUUUGCCAAACAUGACUGGCAAAUUCUGUCAGAGAUUCCAGAGAAUAAGAAUUUGGAUUAAAAAGCAGAGCAAACGAAAGACUAAUGUGGACUGCCAAAGUGACCCUACCUCGCUUUUCAAUGACCAAUGAAUGAUACUCAUUUUCAGGUAUCUCAUUGUGGUGACACACAUGGUACUACAUUAUUUUUGAUUAAGAAUUUGUAAUCAAUGUUUUAUUAUAGGCCUACACAAUAAAUUUAAGUGAUCAUUUCAAAUUUCCUUUUGUAAUUACCUUGUACAUGUAUAUUGAUAUUUUAUUUUCUACUAAAAUAAAUAUUUCUUGUAUUGAUUCUUCCAAAA
Molecule: messenger RNA, 2549 nt
Organism: Lottia gigantea (owl limpet)
Lineage: Eukaryota; Metazoa; Mollusca; Gastropoda; Lottiidae
Exons: 12
Coding region: 492-2096 (534 amino acids)
Biological process (GO): transmembrane transport
Cellular component (GO): membrane
Molecular function (GO): transmembrane transporter activity
Source: RefSeq, a predicted model, not a curated record